Maudiozyma barnettii is the source of this 690-nucleotide messenger RNA. It is a transcript of the gene SEC66, whose product is annotated as Sec63 complex subunit SEC66. Lineage: Eukaryota; Fungi; Ascomycota; Saccharomycetes; Saccharomycetales; Saccharomycetaceae. Gene Ontology annotation, biological process: post-translational protein targeting to membrane, translocation. The coding region runs from base 1 to 690 and encodes 229 amino acids. The transcript has a single exon. Gene Ontology annotation, cellular component: Sec62/Sec63 complex. The record is from RefSeq and is a predicted model, not a curated record.
AUGGCUGAUAAUAGUACAUUUGAGGAAGGAUUUAACACUACCUAUUCCGACAACUUUAACGGCACUUUCAACGGCACGUUUAAUGGUACCUAUAGUAAUAAUACAAAUGGUACAUUUACAGAAACAGAAGAGAAAGUGAAAACGAUUCCAAUUUCUUUCUACACCCCAAUUAUCUAUGCUGUCAUCUUAAUCGUGUCGUUGAUCAUCUUCUCAAAACGUUAUAGAGAAGGCAGGAUUAGAAAGUUGGCUGAACAACCAGAAAUCUUUGAUGAACAUGAUGCUAAAGAAUUAUAUUUUGAAUUGAAAGAAUUAAGUAAAACUGAGAAAAUACAUGAAAAGGUGUUGAAAGCUGCUCUGUUGAACCGUGGUGCCGAAGCUAUAAGACGUACUUUGAAAUUGAAAGAAUUAGGUCCACAAAUUGAAUUGAUGUAUAAGAAUGGGUCUGUCGGUGAAGACUAUUGGGAAAGAUUCCAAGCUGAAACUAAAUUUGUUGAAGUUGAAUUUAGAGACACUAUACAAGAGUCUGAAAACUUACAACCAGGCUGGCCUAAGAUGUUUGCUGCUCUAUGUCAAGAAAUUUGUUUCAAUCAAGCUUUAAGCAGACGUUAUCAAUCUAUCUUAAAACGUAAAGAAGUUUGCAUAAAGGAAUGGGAAUUGAAAUUGAAUAAUGAUGGUACUUUAACUAAAUAG